Messenger RNA from Verticillium nonalfalfae, 2301 nucleotides. It is a transcript of the gene NOP2, whose product is annotated as rRNA (cytosine-C5-)-methyltransferase nop2. The transcript has 7 exons. Gene Ontology annotation, cellular component: nucleolus. NCBI's taxonomy places the organism in Eukaryota, Fungi, Ascomycota, Sordariomycetes, Glomerellales, Plectosphaerellaceae. The record is from RefSeq and is a predicted model, not a curated record. Gene Ontology annotation, molecular function: RNA binding; rRNA (cytosine-C5-)-methyltransferase activity. Bases 1 to 2301 code for a protein of 766 amino acids. Gene Ontology annotation, biological process: maturation of LSU-rRNA; rRNA base methylation.
AUGGGUGUCGGAAACCGAUUCAAGAAGCAGGGACCUCCCGAGCCACUGUCGGAGGCUCACUUCGCCAAGCUCAAGAGAAAGGCUGGCCUCCCCGUCGAUGAGCCCACCGAGGCACCCCAGAACAAGAGGCGACGCGCGAGCAAGCAGCAGGCCGCCGCACCGCCUGCGAAGAAAGCCAAGUCCGCCAAGGGCACCAAUGGUGCGAAGGCCGACGCCGCCGUCACCCCUGCGGUGAACCCGCGCAGCAAGCCCAAGAAGGGCAAGAAGGCCAAGGUCGUCGAGGAGGAGGCCGAGCUUUCGGACGACGAUGACAUGGCCGACCUUGCCGCCAGCGACGACGACCUCUCUGGCCUCGACGGCGACGCUACGCUGGGCGACGAUUUCCUCGGCUCUGACGACUCCGUAUUCGACUCUGACGACCCCGAGCAGGAGCAGAACAAGCAUGUCUUCUCUGAGGACGAGGACGACUCCGAUGGCGAGGAGGCGCUGAGCCGGGCGAACCUCGAGGGUCUCUCGCGCAAGCUCGACGAGCAGGCGGCGCAGGAGGCUGAGGAUGCAGCGGCGGAGCUCGAGGAGAUGGGCCUGCAGACGAAUAUCGCCGAGACGGGCAUGGUGCUUGACGACGACAAUGAGGACCCCAAGAAGAAAGCCCUCGCGCCGGAUCUGCACGUUCUCCGCAACCGCAUGACCGACAAUGUGCGCAUUCUCGAGGAUUUCGCCAAGCUGGCCGACCCCGGCCGCAGCCGCUCCGAGUACACGGCGCAGCUGAUCAAGGACAUUUGCGGCUACUACGGCUACUCAGAAUACCUUGCUGAGAAGCUGUUCAACCUGUUCAGCCCGAGCGAAGCCUUCUCCUUCUUCGAGGCCAACGAGAGCCCGAGACCCAUCGUCAUUCGCACCAACACUCUGAGGACACACCGCAGAGACCUCGCCCAGUCUUUAAUCUCUCGAGGUGUUGUCCUGGAGCCUGUCGGCAAGUGGAGCAAGGUCGGUCUCCAGGUCUUUGAGAGCAGCAUUCCCCUCGGUGCCAGCCCCGAGUACCUCGCCGGCCACUACAUUCUGCAAGCCGCCUCUUCAUUCCUUCCCGUUAUGGCCCUCGGACCCCAGGAGAACGAGCGCGUCCUCGAUAUGGCCGCUGCUCCCGGUGGCAAGACGACACACAUGGCUGCCAUGAUGAAGAACAAGGGCUUUAUCUUGGCCAACGAUCCCAACAAGGCUCGUGCGAAGGGUCUGAUCGGUAACAUUCACCGCCUCGGUGCGCGCAACGUCGUCGUCUCCAACUAUGAUGCGCGAGAAUUCCCCAAGCCCAUGGGCGGUUUCGACAGGGUCCUCCUCGAUGCUCCCUGCUCCGGAACGGGUGUCAUUGCCAAGGAUCCCAGCGUCAAGACCAACAAGACGGAGCGCGAUUUCAUGAUGCUCCCGCACAUGCAGAAGCAGCUGCUCCUCGCCGCCAUCGACUCGGUGAACCACAACAGCAAAACGGGCGGCUUCGUCGUCUACUCGACCUGCAGCGUCACCAUUGAGGAGAACGAGGCCGUCGUGCAGUACGCCCUCUCCCGCCGCCCGAACGUCAAGCUCGUCGACACGGGCCUCCCCUUUGGCAAGGAGGGCUUCACGUCGUACAUGGGCAAAAAGUUCGACGCCUCCCUCAAGCUGACGCGCCGCUACUACCCGCACACCUACAACGUCGACGGCUUCUUCGUGUCCAAGUUCCAAAAGGUCGGCCCCACGCCCGCCAAGGCCGUCGCCGGCCCCGCCGACGCCGACCGCCUGUCCGUCGCGACCAAGAACGGCCGCCGCGGCGGCGCGCAGUCGGGCGGCUUCGACGACGACAGCGCCCCCGUCGACAGGACGCCCAUUGGCGCUGAGGAGGGCGCCGAGACGAGCGACGACGGCUUUGGCGGCUUUGACGACGACGAGGACGAGGGGUACAUGCUCAAGGCGAAGCGGAACGCCAUGCGCAGGAGGGGUCUCGAUCCCCACGCGCUCGACAAGGGCGCGGCGAACGCCAAGGGGGAGAAGAAGGGCGAGAACAAGACGCAGGAGGAGGGCGGCAGGUCGAAAAAGGCCAACAAGGCCGAGGCCGAGGCCGAGGAGCCCGUCGUCGCCGCCGCCGCCGUAGAGGAGAAGAAGAAGAAGAAGGCGCCCAAGGGCGAGAAGAAGACGAAGAAGCCCGCUGACGAGGUCGAGCUGAAGAAGGCCGGCCUGAUCACCGAGACGGCCGAGAAGGUUGUGCCCGAGACGAAGACGACGCCUGAGAAGAAGAAGGGCAAGAAGGGCAAGAAGACGGGCGGAAAGUAG